Molecule: messenger RNA, 636 nt
Organism: Triticum turgidum subsp. durum (durum wheat)
Lineage: Eukaryota; Viridiplantae; Streptophyta; Magnoliopsida; Poales; Poaceae
Source: the annotation of a GenBank genome assembly
AUGGCUAAGAAGGCCAAGCUGGACGAGACCCUGGCUGCAGCCCGCCAGUUCAGAGCACUGCUUCGGCAGCAGCUCCAGAAAGCCUUCGCGUCACAGUCUUGUUUAGAGGAGGCCCCGGUGGCGUCGAGCUGCUGUUGCUGUGGGCAUAGCGACGUCGGCGUGGUCAGGAUGGUCGCAGCCUUUCAAGAUUCUCAACGGUGGUGUCUCGGCGCUGAUGGCGGAGUCGACAACGAGCAUCGGCGGGCUACUCGUAGGACCCUUGUAGGAGACCAUCCUCAAGAUCGACGAGAAGAUGAGGUCUGGACCCUUGUAGGAGACCAUCCUCAAGCAGCUCUAGAUGAGUUGGAUAAUGUGCUCUUUUUUGUUUGCAAAAUGAAGGACGCUGCAUCCAGGAAUUAUGUGCUCAUAGAUUUUAUUGUUCUUGAUAUUGAUUGGAAUCCGUCUUGUCCAAUAAUUCUUGUUAGACCGUUUUUAUGCACUAUUGGUGCGGUGAUUGAUAUGAAAGAAGGCAAUAUUAAGUUCCAAUUUCCUUUGACGAAGGGUAUGGAACACUUCACUAGAACAAGAAUUAGCCCACCAUAUGAAUCAAUCAUGAGGGCAUCCUAUGGAUCUCGAAACAAAGAUGACAAAACUUAG